Molecule: messenger RNA, 2086 nt
Organism: Cicer arietinum (chickpea)
Lineage: Eukaryota; Viridiplantae; Streptophyta; Magnoliopsida; Fabales; Fabaceae
Gene: ARF21
Product: auxin response factor 21
Biological process (GO): response to hormone; regulation of DNA-templated transcription
Cellular component (GO): nucleus
Molecular function (GO): DNA binding
Source: RefSeq, a predicted model, not a curated record
CGUUCCAACACAGCUUGUGUCCAUAACUUUGCAUCACGGUACUUGUCUCCAUCAUUGUUUUUUUGUUGCUUCCAACUUUUAGUUGUGCAGGAAUUGACAAUGAGAGAAAAAGGAAAAAUUUGCAAUCCAAGUCCAAGUGAGAUGGAGUCAAAGAAGAAAAUGAAAGAUAUGGAAAAGAGCGUGGAUCCUGAACUAUGGCAUGCAUGUGCUGGAGGAAUGGUGCAAAUUCCACAAGUUAACAAUAAGAUAUUCUACUUCCCUCAAGGUCACGCAGAACAUGCGCGGGAACUGGUGAAUUUCAUGGAUUACCCCCAAAUUCCACAUUUGAUUCCAUGUAGAGUUGUAGCUACCAAAUAUAUGGCUGAUCAUGAGACUGACGAGGUGUAUGUGAAACUCAAACUUGUUCCUUUGCACAGUGAGGUUAGUUUGGAGGAUGACAACGCUGAAUGCUCCACCAAAGCGUCUGAAACUAAAGAUAAACCUCAGUGUUUUGCCAAAAUCUUGACACAAUCUGAUGCAAACAAUGGUGGUGGUUUUUCUUGUCCUAGAUAUUGUGCAGAAAAGCUUUUUCCUUGUUUGGACUAUUCCACUAGCCCUCCUGUGCAAGACAUUUUCCCUAAAGACAUUCACGACCAAAAAUGGCAAUUUAAACAUAUUUAUAGGGGCACGCCCAAGCGUCAUUUAUUGACCACUGGUUGGAGCCAGUUUGUGACUCAUAAGAAACUUGUUGCAGGGGAUUCUAUUGUGUUUCUAAAGGCUGAAAAUGGAGAUAUUCGUUUCGGAAUUCGCAGGGCUAGAAGGGAAAUUUGUGCUGUACUUGAACCUCCAUCAGGGUAUGAACCUGCUACUGCUACUGCAAUUCAAGAGGAAGAUAAUAAUAACAGUAAAGUUCAAAGAAAUAGUAGAGGCAAUGCAUUAAGAAUAAGUGAUGGUAUGAUGGGUAAGGGUAAAGUCAGUGCUCAACAAGUUAUUCAAGCAGCAACACUUGCUGCUAAUAUGCAGCCUUUUGAGGUAGUUUACUAUCCUCGCUCGAAUACUCCCGAAUUUUUUGUCAAAACUUCUGCUGUUAGAGCAUCACUUCAUAUUAGGUGGUUUCCUGGAAUGAGGAUCCAAAUGGCCAUUGAAACUGAGGACUCGUCAAGGAUAAGUUGGUUUAACGGAACUGUCACUUUUUUUGAGCCUAUUGAUCCAAAAUGGCCUCAUUCUCCUUGGAGAGCUCUUCAGGUUACAUGGGAUGAUACAGAGUUACUACAAAAUGUAAAAAGGUUGAAUCCAUGGCAAGUUAAAAUAGAAGCAAAUGUUCCACCCAUUCAUCUUCCAACUUUCACACCACCCCCACCAAGGAAGAAACUCAGGUUACUUCCACACCUAACUUUCCCCAUUGAUCACCAAUUUUCAAUGUCAAAUUUUUCAAACAUCUUUCAAAGUCCUAUCAGUCCAUUUUGUCAGUUCCCCGAAAUUAGUCCUGCUGGCAUGCAGGGAGCCAGGCAUGCUCAUUUUCUUCCUAAUCUCCAACCAUUUAAUCACACUACUACAACAUCGACGAAUGUCUCUUGUAACACGAGAUUACAGAAGUCGAACAACGAUGACAAUAUGUUGUGUAUGCUAUCGAUAUCAAGUUCUACUGAAUCUUCACAAAAAUCGGAUCAUGUUAAGCAACAACAACUUGUGCUUUUUGGAAAAAAAAUUAUAAUUGAACAACAAGUCCCUCCAAGUACAAUUUUUGAAGCUAAAAAUGAAAAUGCCGAGAAAUCAAUGAAUCAAGCUGGAAAUGAAAAUGCUGAAAAAUUAACGGAUGAUUUUUCUAAUCUUCAUCUACCAUGCCUAUCAGAACGUCCCUUUUUAGAGAGGUUAGAGUUGAAUGAAAGCAAAGAAACAAAAGAUGGAGAACAUAAGAUGAAUCUCUCAGAGCCUUCACCAAAAUGGUUAGGAGGUUGACAAUGUUAAUAAAUUCCACAAUGGAGGAGUGUAGUGCAAUAAAAUAAACCAUCAAUUCAAUUGUCCACUAUUGUGACUCAUUACACUUUCCUAAAGCAAUGGAAGGAAACAAUUUCAUUUGGUAAAUUUGGAACUUUUUGUUCAUUUU